This is a messenger RNA of Camelus dromedarius (Arabian camel), 906 nucleotides long. RefSeq names its product chromosome 36 C8orf74 homolog (gene C36H8orf74). NCBI's taxonomy places the organism in Eukaryota, Metazoa, Chordata, Mammalia, Artiodactyla, Camelidae. Bases 22 to 906 code for a protein of 294 amino acids. The record is from RefSeq and is a predicted model, not a curated record. The transcript is spliced from 5 exons.
UAGCAACUGGAUGCAGGGGCCAUGGCACUCCUAACACCCCAGGGAGUGAAAAGAGUCUUCCAAUUUCAGAAACCAGAAGGUCGGGAGCACCUGAGGAGCCUGCUGAACUGGGAAGAGUUUGACGAACUCAGAGACGCCCGCAGAAGCAUCCUGCUGGACACCCUCUAUGACAGCAUCAUCUUCGCUGCGGGCAAAGGCUUCCCGUGGGUGGAGGUGGCCAAGGUGGUCAAAUUCACAGAAGAGCUGCUCAAGGAAACCAAAGGCUGCUCCAUCACUGAGGCUGUGAUGACCCUGGGGAACAAGCUCAGAGACUAUCAGGGGCAGUUCAACACCAGCCACCUGCUGGCCCUGUGCGACUACUUCCACAACACCUUCCUCCGCCACUACAGACUCUACCAGUAUGUCCUGGGCCAGGACCAGGAUGUCAACCUGACCGUCACUCACCUGGAGGUGUGUGUGCCUCCUCAGCCCCUCCCGCUGGCCGAGGGCAAGGACAGGGACGUCUGGAAGCAUGAGCAGCAGGUGGCGGAGCUCAGCCUGGGCGAGGAGCAGAAGCGCACCAACAUGCUGCUCCUGAAGGAGGCGCUGCGCCUGGAGCAGGAGCACCUGCUGCAGAGGACGCUUUCAGAGGGGCCGGUGCGACACGGCCAGGCUCUGAAGAGAGAGGAGUUAGGAGACCUCAUCAACAAGGCCAUCCACAUCCAGGUCAAGUGCCUGAGGGAGCUGCUGCAGUACGAGAUACAGGUCACCUUUGAUAUUUUGGACCUGAAACUUCAGAAGAAGAUACUCAACCUCAACGCUCCCAUCCCUCUCCCACUCCCAACCACCAGCCCGCCAGGCCAGGAUGCAUCUCCUAAGUUGCACAAAGCAAACAAAGGAAAGAAAGCAAAAGCGAAGAAGAAGUAG